Molecule: messenger RNA, 1792 nt
Organism: Bufo gargarizans (Asiatic toad)
Lineage: Eukaryota; Metazoa; Chordata; Amphibia; Anura; Bufonidae
Product: fibulin-7-like
Exons: 8
Coding region: 110-1252 (380 amino acids)
Molecular function (GO): calcium ion binding
Source: RefSeq, a predicted model, not a curated record
UGGCGGCCAGGAAUGUGGAGGUGAUGUGUCUGCUGCAGCGCUCACUACAUCCCAUCCUCUCUACGCCGUCACUUCGGAGGCCCCGGACGGACGUGUGAGCCGCGGUAACAUGCUGACCACCGUCCUCCUCCUGAGCCUCUCCCUCCAGCUGCUGGGUGACUGUGAGGGGCAGGCCUGUCCGGAGCAGAGUGAGGCCCUCAGGGUCCUGCGCCAGGUCCAGAAGCUGCUGACUGACCACGAGGCCUCGUACCUGCAGGGGAUGAGAACGUUCAGCAGGAGGCUCCAUCAGCUCAGGGGGCAGCUGCAGAGGCGGGAGGAUAAAGACUCCUGUCCACAGUUAAAGCCGCCGCGUCACGGUCGGAUACUGGGAAGAAAGCGGAAGGCAGGACAUGAGCUGCAUUUCCUGUGUGACCCAGGCUACCAGUUGACCGGCUCUGAAUCCAGAACCUGCAUGGACAACCAGACUUGGAGCGGACAGCCUGCCAUCUGCAGCGAGCUACGUUCUCCGACCAACACCUCGUCCCUGCGUCCGGCCACGUGUUCCACCUUCCAGGGAGUUCAGCACUGCGCCUGUGACCCCGGAUACGGCAUCCAGAGUGGAGGCCUCUGUCAGGAUAUAGAUGAAUGUGGUUUGUACCAAGGAAAAGCCAAUUCAAAGAUCUGUGUGCACGAAUGUGUGAACACGCCUGGGUCAUACCAUUGUGUGUGUCCGCGGGGGUAUCUCCUGGACGCGCAGCCAAACAGUUGUAAAGAUGUAGAUGAAUGUGUCUCCGAUCCGUCGGCUUGUCCUGGAGGAGGGCAAUGCGUUAAUCUGUACGGGGGCUUCACGUGUGUCCAGCCAGAGUGUCCCAAACCCAAGAUGAACACUACGUACGUCAAGAUCUCCAGCCACCAGUGCGAGCGGACCCCGUGCCCCUUGGGAAGCAGCAGCUGUCUGGACGCCCCCCACUCCAUCUCCUUCCACUACAUCCCUUUACAGUCCCAGCUGCCGGUCCCCAGGGUCCUGUUCACCAUGACCGCGCCGCGCUCCCAGGCGGACAGCCAGCGCUUCACCCUGACACGGGGAAAAGGUCACCGCAGCCUGGAAGUACGACAAGCCGGCAGACACCGGGGAGAACUGCUGCUCACCAAGUCCGUGAGCGGCCCGGCCGAGCUGCAGGUGGACGUGGAGAUGGCGGAGAUGUCACCGCAGGGCCUACUGGGGAGGCACGUGUUCACCGUCACACUGUUCGUGUCGCAGUACACCUUCUAGGCACAUGGAGGGUUAAUCUGGGGCGCUUCUGGGGGGGGGGUCACUUCUCACCGCUGCUUGUUUUCUAUGUUAAUUCUAUGGGUCUGGUAAAUAAACAUGUUUCUUCUGCUGCGGACCUACAGGUGGGUUAUGGGGCCCUGCGUGUUAGGGGCCACACAGAGUGGAGGAGGCUGCGGUUGUCCCUCCAGGGUAACAUAAGGACAGGGGUGCGGCAGAGGCGGCUGAUAAAGGGCAGGUUGCUGAGAGUAAAUGUUCAGGUAAACAGACGCGGGAACGGCGGAUUCCAGGAAUAACCUGCGGGCACAGUGUGGGGCGGGCACCACAGGGGGCAUAGUGCCCGGUCACAUCUGCUGCACAGACCCAGACUCCUUACAUUAAGCUUCACCGCACUUUCUUGCUUGCUGUCAGUGAAUAGGCUCCCAUACCGAUGCCCCAUGGUCUUCAGUCACUGCUUACAUGCAGCCCCUUUAUUCUAGCAAUAAGUGGGGGGGUCACGGGGCUCAGAGCCCUCCCCAGGGGACUGGCUGAGUGUAAUGGCGG